This is a messenger RNA of Xyrauchen texanus (razorback sucker), 15326 nucleotides long. It is a transcript of the gene herc1, whose product is annotated as HECT and RLD domain containing E3 ubiquitin protein ligase family member 1. The record is from RefSeq and is a predicted model, not a curated record. Bases 245 to 14884 code for a protein of 4879 amino acids. NCBI's taxonomy places the organism in Eukaryota, Metazoa, Chordata, Actinopteri, Cypriniformes, Catostomidae. The transcript has 78 exons. Gene Ontology annotation, molecular function: protein binding; ubiquitin-protein transferase activity.
GUAGGGAGGGACUGAACACAACACGAAGUCUGCUGCUGCUGUACAUAGCAGCCACCAAAGCUCUCACCUCACUAUCAAUUAUUCUGCCUUACCAAAUCUUCAACCGGCAAAUACCAACCUUUUCUAUGCACUGUUACAUGCAGGUGCAGAGGGACCAUUAAUCGCCAUGAUAGCCAUUUUCGCUCGUGCACCGAAUAGGCCUUUGGCAGUUUAUGAUGUGACGUUGUGGGUGUAAGGUGGCAACAUGGCUGCAAUGAUACCGCCAGUUAAACUAAAAUGGCUGGAGCACCUCAACAGCUCCUGGAUUGCUGAGGACAGCGAGUCCAUCUCAACACGCGAAGGAGUUGCUGUGCUGUACGGCAAGCUGCUGGCCAACAAGGAGGUGGUUCUUCUCCCUCAGCAGGUGCUCUGUCUAAAGGGCCCUCAGCUGCCGGACUUUGAGAGGGACUGUCUCUCCAGCGAUGAGCAGGAGCAUUAUCUGGACGCGCUGCUGGCCAGUCAGUUGGCUCUGGCCAAGACGGUCUGCUCAGACUCGCCUUUCGCCACUGCCUUGCGCAAACGCCUGCUGGUACUGCAGCGUGUUUUUUAUGCACUUUCCAACAAAUACCAUGACAAGGGCAAGGUCAAGCAGCAGCAGCACUCUACUGAGAACACUUUGGGUUCUGCUGACAUGCAAGCAGUUAGUGAGCGUCCUCGCUCUAGUACAGACGCUCUUAUUGAGAUGGGCGUGCGGACUGGUCUUAGCUUGCUGUUCGCUCUGCUCAGACAGAGCUGGACACUUCCUCCAGCCGGGCCAGGAAUCAACCUCUGCAACGAUGUCAUCACUACAGCCAUCGAAGUGGUGGGCUCCCUUCCACCACUAUCAUUGGCGAAUGAGAGCAAGAUUCCACAGAUGGGCUUGGACUGCUUGGCCCAAGUGACCACGUUUUUGAAAGGAGUGACCAUGCGGAACUCGGGGGCAGACGUGGUGGGGAGGAGGCUGGCAUGCGAAUUGCUACUGGGCUUGGCGGCACAAAGGGGAUCACUGCGCUACCUGCUGGAAUGGGUGGAAAUGGCACUGGCUGCAUCGGCUGGUGUCACUAGCCAGGAUAUACAGAGCCAGGAGGGACUGAUGGGAUACAACUGCUUCAUGAACAUUCUAAUGCAGAUGAGAAGUUCACUGGGUUCAUCUAAUGAUCGGAGCCAGUGGAGAGAGCCGACCCGCACACCUGAUGACCUCUGUUCCCUUUAUGAGGCUGCACUUUGUCUGUUCGAGGAGGUGUGCCACAUGGCUUCAGACUACUCAAGAACCUGUGCAAGUCCAGACAGCAUCCAGGCGGGCGAAGCGGCAAUGGUAUCUGAGACCUGUGAGGUGUACGUGUGGGGCAGCAACAGCAGCCACCAGCUUGUAGAGGGCACUCAAGAGAAAAUCCUACAACCUAAAGUAGCUUCCAGCUUCAGUGAUGCACAAACGAUUGAAGCUGGCCAGUACUGCACUUUCGUCAUCUCCUCUGAUGGUUCAGUCCGAGCGUGUGGGAAGGGUAGCUAUGGCCGCCUGGGACUGGGUGACUCAAAUAAUCAGUCCACUCUUAAGAAGCUGACCUUUGAACCUCAUCGUGCCAUUAAGAAAGUUUCAUCAUCCAAAGGCUCAGAUGGCCACACGUUGGCUUUCACCAGUGAGGGGGAGGUGUUCAGCUGGGGUGACGGAGACUAUGGCAAACUGGGUCAUGGCAACAGCUCAACCCAGAAAUACCCCAAACUAAUACAGGGCCCUCUGCAAGGAAAGGUGGUGGUUUGUGUGUCAGCAGGCUAUAGACACAGUGCUGCAGUCAGUGAAGAUGGAGAGCUCUACACAUGGGGAGAGGGGGACUUUGGAAGAUUAGGUCAUGGUGACAGUAACAGUAGGAAUAUUCCCACACUUGUUAAAGACAUCAGUAAUGUGGGUGAAGUGUCAUGUGGAAGCUCCCACACCAUUGCCCUAUCUAAAGAUGGACGUACUGUCUGGUCUUUUGGAGGUGGAGACAAUGGAAAACUGGGUCAUGGAGACACCAAUCGUGUGUAUAAACCUAAAGUGGUGGAGGCGCUCCAGGGAAUGUUCAUUCGCAAAGUAUGUGCUGGCAGCCAGUCAUCUCUGGCCCUUACCUCUACUGGUCAGGUAUACGCUUGGGGCUGUGGUGCAUGUCUUGGAUGUGGUUCGUCAGAGGCCACAGCUUUAAGGCCAAAACUGAUCGAGGAGCUUGCUUCAACCAGAGUCGUUGACAUCUCCAUAGGAGACAGCCACUGCCUUGCUUUAUCUCAUGACAAUGAAGUGUAUGCCUGGGGCAAUAACUCCAUGGGCCAGUGCGGUCAAGGGAAUUCCACUGGACCCAUCACCAAACCCAAGAAGGUGAUUGGUUUAGAUGGAGUGGCCAUUCAGCAGAUCUCUGCUGGCACCUCCCACAGCUUGGCAUGGACUGCUCUCCCUAGAGACAGGCAGGUGGUGGCCUGGCACAGGCCGUACUGUGUGGACCUGGAAGAAAGCACUUUCUCUCACCUUCGCUCAUUCCUGGAUCGAUACUGUGACGGCAUCAACAACGAGAUCCCACCACUGCCUUUCCCAUCCUCCAAGGAGCAUCAUAACUUCUUGAAAUUGUGCCUGAGGCUAUUGUCCAAUCACCUGGCUUUAGCACUGGCUGGGGGUGUGGCCACCAGUAUUUUGGGAGGUCAAGCACGGCCACUCCGCAAUCUGCUCUUUAGACUGAUGGAUGCCUCAGUGCCUGAUGAAAUCCAAGAGGCCGUCAUUGAGACUCUGUCAGUAGGAGCGACAAUGCUGCUGCCCCCUCUUAGAGAGAGAAUGGAACUUCUGCAUUCACUCCUUCCUCAAGGGCCAGACCGCUGGGAGAGCCUCUCCAAAGGACAGAGGAUGCAGUUGGACAUAAUUCUCACUAGUUUGCAGGAUCACACCCAUGUGGCAUCUCUUUUAGGCUACAGCGCUCCUCCAGAUGCCUCUGAACCACCCAGUCAUCCUUCUGACUCUACGCAAGUGCCUGGCACACAGCCUGAUACACAUCCUGACACACAUUUGGCAGAGAUCUUAAUGAAAACUCUACUAAGGAACCUGGGCUUUUACACGGACCAGGCAUUUGGAGAGCUGGAAAAGAACAGUGAUAAGAUCUUGCAGGAAACAUCAUCAUCUGAGAGCAGCCAGCCAGCUCACCUUCAUGAAUUGCUCUGUUCUUUACAGAAGCAACUACUGGCUUAUUGCCAUAUCAACUGCGUUACAGAGGGCUGCAGUAGUGUGGCUCUUCUACAUAAGCACUUGCAGUUAUUGUUGCCUCAUGCCACAGAUAUUUAUAAUCGUUCUGCAACUCUUCUGAGAGAAAGCUCUGGAAAUGGCAGUGUGUGUGAGAAGCUACGAGAUGUGAUCUACAUGUCUGCAGCAGGCAGUAUGUUGUGUCAGAUUGUGACGUCCCUGCUGUUGUUGCCUGUAUGGGUGGCAAGGCCAUUGCUCAGUUACCUCUUAGACCUGCUGCCCCCUCUGGACCAUCUCAACAGACUCCUACCUGCUGCUGCACCUCUAGAGGAACAGGAGUUACAGUGGCCUCUACACGGCACCCCAGAUCUGGUUGAUCCAGUUUGUGUGUCAGGACCGGCACAGUACUGGGUGUGGUUAGUGGAUCUUGAGCGCACCGUAGCCCUUCUGGUGGGACGCUGUCUUGGGGGAAUGCUGCAGGGUGCCCCACCCUCACCAGAGGAACAGCAUACUGCUCACUGGCUCAAAACACCACUCUUCAGUAAUGGCUUAGAGACUGACAUACCCCAACUUGAUGCUUGUAUCAGCUCUUUGCUGGAAGUGGCUUUAUGUGGGAAUGAGGAGCAAAGACCCUUUGAUUGUCAGUUGCGUGCUGACAUGAGUGUGCUAGUGGAUUUGGCCCUUGGAUCAACUAAAGAGCCCACGCACAGCCUGUGGACAAACUUGCAGGACUAUGCCAUCAGCAAGGAUUGGGACAGUGCGUUGCUGCCUAACGAGGCUCUGUUAGACACAGUGUCACGGUUCGUACUUGGUGUACUGCUGAAACACACAGGGCUGCUGGGACAGGCAUGUGGAGAGGGGAGAUAUCAGCCAUGUAAGCUGUUGGCUGAGGUGUAUCGCAGUGUUUAUAAGGUGCGCAAUCGCCUCUUGGCUUGCAAGAACAUGGAGCUCAUCCAGACCCGCUCGUCAUCCAGAGAACACUGGAUUCCUGAUAACGUGGACUCAGUGGAGUUGGACCCUCAGGAGCACUCCUUCACUCGAACUAUAGAUGAGGAGGCUGAAAUGAUAGAGAGAGACAGAGAAAGAGAAAGAGAAAGAGAGGAAGGACACCAGGAGCAGGAAGACGAUGAGGAGGAGAGAGAGCAUGAGGUCAUGACCGCAGGAAAAAUCUUUCAAUGUUUUCUAUCAGUACGGGAGGCUGCGCGAGGGAGAGACAAGGAUCGAGCCGGCAGCAUGAGCAUACAAGAGGAGCCGGCUCAGCACGGGCUUGAGCGCAGGUGCAGCACUGUUCCGCAGGAAGGACAGGAUCUUUACACCACCGCAUGCAAUGCUGUCAUCCACCGCUGCGCCAUGCUCCUGCUGGCCGUCAGCACACCACUCACACAGCAAAUCAACCAGCAGACGCUGAUGGGCGGGGUCAACCAGGAUGGAGGCGGGUUUAUUACGAGGAGUGAGAGCCUGACAGCUGAGAGUCGAUCCAUUCAGAACAGUCCCAGCUACAGGCUCACAAAAUCCAGAAGUGAGUCUGAUCUGUCUCAGCCAGAGUCUGAUGAAGAGGGAUACUCACUGAAUGCAAGGAGGAAUGUGGAUCUGGAUUUAGCUUUCACUCCUAAAAAAAGAGGCUUUCUUUACAGUUCUCCAGACUCUUCUGCUGAAUGGUUUGGGGGACGAUUGGCCCGUGAGUGUUUAUACAGCUAUCCACAGUUCUACGAGGAGUCAGACCUCGAUCUAAACCACUCUCUCAGGCUCCAUGCACUAAUUGAGAACAUAGUGAACUUCAUCAGUGGAGAUGUUGGGAACACCCCUGCUUUUAAAGAACCAGAAGAGAGUGUGUCUACCAGCCCACAAGCCAUUAUUAUAGCCAUGGAGAAGCAACAGGGCCGAGCAGAGUUGCGUCUGGAGGCCCUUCAUCAGAUUGUGGUGUUAAUUUCUGGGAUGGAGGAGAAGAGCAGUCAGGCAGGCACUGGAGGUGGAGCUGGAUGGACGUGCCUUAGUUUUCACUCUGCCUCUUUGCUAACAUCAGUCAGACUGCAGUUCCUGUCUGGGUGUUUUGGCCUGGGUGCCAUCAGCAGUGGUGGUCUCAAGGGGGAGAGUGUCCAACUACACCAUUACCAGGAUGAAGUCAGAGCAGCCAAGAAAUGUUUACAGAUGGACAUUCAGACAGCUGUGCAUAAGAUAUACCAGCAGCUGUCAGUCACAUUAGAGAGAGCCCUUCAAGCAAACAAGCACCACAUCGAGGCCCAACAGAGGCUGCUCUUGGUGACAGUCUUCGCUUUAAGUGUGCGUUACCAGCCUGUGGACGUGUCAUUGGCUAUCUCCAGUGGCCUCUUGGAUGUUCUCUCUCAGCUUUGUGGCACUGAAACUCUCCUUGGACAGACUCUGCAACUAUUGCACAAGCCUACGGGCUCUCAACUCAGCACUGCUCUUAAAGUAGCCAGCACCAGAUUGCUGCAGAUACUAGCCAUCAGCACCGGAACAUAUGCAGACAGGUUGAGUCCAAAGGUGGUCCAGUCUCUUUUGGACCUUCUGUGUAGUCAGCUGAAGACUCUGCUGUCUCAGGCUGCAGGAAGCACGCUCAGUGCAAGUCCAGAUCUUCAGGAGAAGACUGACGAUUGUGCAGAUGUCCAGAAAAAAGAUUUCCGAUCAUUGUUACGAAAGAGACACACUGCAGAACUGCACCUUGGAGACUUCUUGGUGUUUCUGCGUCGAGUCGUCUCUUCCAAAGCCAUCCAGUCCAAGAUGGCAUGUCCUAAAUGGACUGAAGUUCUUCUCAACAUUGCUGCUCAGAAAUGCUGCUCAGGCAUUCCAUUGGUUGGUAAUUUGAGGACUCGGCUGUUAGCCCUGCAUGUUCUGGAAGCUGUACUUCCUGCCUGUGAGAGCAGUGUGGAGGACCAUCUGAUGUCCCAGGUGGUGGAGAGAUUGUUUUCCCUGUUGUCUGACUGUAUGUGGGAGGCUCCUGUUGCUCAAGCCAAACACACCAUGCAGCUGAAAGAGAGAGAGCAGGAGCUGAAGCUACAGGGUGAGCCAGAGGAGGAAGAGGAAAAUUUACCUAUCCAGGAGGUGACCUUUGACCCUGAGAAGGCUCAGUGCUGUGUAGUGGAAAGUGGACAGGGACUGACUCAUGGCAGUGGGGGCAAAGGUUACGGUCUAGCUUCCACUGGCAUUUCAUCUGGCUGUUACCAGUGGAAGUUCUAUAUUGUGAAGGAAAAUCGUGGCAAUGAGGGCACGUGUGUGGGUGUGUCGCGCUGGCCAGUGCAUGACUUCAACCACCGCACAACGGCAGACAUGUGGCUCUACCGCGCAUACAGUGGCAACCUCUACCAUAACGGAGAGCAGACCCUCACGCUGUCCAGCUACACACAGGGAGACUACAUCACCUGUGUGCUGGACAUGGAGGCUAGGACUGUGUCCUUUGGGAAGAAUGGAGAGGAACCCAAACUGGCCUUUGAGGAUGUUGAUGCAUCAGAGCUCUACCCUUGUGUCAUGUUCUACAGCAGCAACCCAGGAGAAAAGGUAAAAAUCUGUGACAUGCAGAUGAGGGGCACACCCCGUGACCUGUUGCCUGGUGACCCGAUCUGCAGCCCUAUUGCCACUGUCCUCGCUGAAGCCACCACCCAGCUGGUGCGGAUCUUGCACCGCUCUGAACACUGGACGCAAACUAUCAACCGCAGCAUUCUGCAGCGCCUCCAGCAGAUCAGAGGUUGUCUUCGGGAAGGCGCACCUCCAGCAGGGGCCACCAGACUGCACAAGAGCCGCUCGGCACAGAGCCGAGAGGAGCAAGAUGAGAAAGAGGAAGAGAGAGAGGAAGAAAGAGGAAGAAGCGGACGGCAUGCUUCCGUAGAGCUGUCAGAGAUGCACUUGCGAACGCUGUGCCACCAGGUGUGGCCUGUGUUAGCUGUUAUAGGGGGAGUAGAUGGUGGGUUGAGGAUGGGGGGACGGUGUGUGCACAAGCAGACUGGGAGACAUGCCACUCUGCUGGGUGUGGUGAAGGAGGGGAGCACAUCAGCCAAGGUGCAAUGGGAUGAGGCGGAGAUCACAAUCAGUGACACGCCGCUGUAUAACCUGGAGCCGAUUGAGGCCCUGCCCUUUGACGUAUCUCGUUUCCGCGGACUCACUGCGGCUCUGCUGCUGGACCUCACCGCCCUCGCCAGCCUGCAGGAUGACAGCCCCAAACCUGCCUCCUCCCGCCGGCAUGAGCGCAGACAUCGGCACGAACCCCAGGAAGAACGUGAGAGUGAGGCACGCACCAAGACAAAGGAUGGAACAGGAGACCUGCGUGUAUCUCACAGCCUAGAUGAGGUUCGAGCUCGCACACCUACCAAUUCACGCUCCGAGAGUGAGCUGGCCACCUACACGCAGGACACCACGCAGGACACCACGCAGCACACCACGCAGCAAACGCCAGCCGAGGGACGCCGCAGGCUGCAGGAGAUUGUGGGGUCACGGGGAAGCUCACAGGAGGCUGCCGCGCAGAUGGAAGUGCAUGCGGUGCAGCUGACAUAUCUGUAUCUGGGAGCGAUGAAGACUUUGAGCGUCCUCCUGAGCUGUAGUAAAUAUGCUGAACUGCUGCUGAUCCCUAAAGUGAUGCCCGACAAUGGCCAUAAUGCAGACUGUGCCAGUCCGGGUGUGAGCGUCUGUCAGGAAGAGGCGGAGAUGCGAUCGGCUCUACAGUUUCUCAUGCGACACAUGGUGAAGCGGGCAGUGAUGAGGUCACCCAUCAAAAGGGCAAUUGGGCUGGCAGACCUGGAGCGGGCACAAACCAUGAUCUACAAACUGGUGGUCAAUAGCCUACUGGAAGAACAGGAAGGCCAGAGUGCCAAACCAGUGGACACAGAAUGUGAGGAGUUGGAGGGAGAGCAACAGUUUCAGACUCCAGUCACCACCUCCCCCUCAGCCUCUAGCAGCACCUCCUUCAUGAGCUCCUCACUGGAGGACACCACCACAGCAACCACACCUGUUACCACAGCAACCACCCCAGUCACUGACGCUGAGACCGCACCAGCUUCUGAGUCACCUGGAGUGAUGCCACUCAGCCUGCUCAGACAGAUGUUCUCCAGCUACCCGACCACCACUUUGCUGCCGGCGCGUAGAGCUCAGACCCCUCCCGUCUCAUCAUUGCCCACCUCACCUUUGGACGAGCAUGGCCGUAGACAGAGCCUCACAUCACCCGAGUCCCAGCCUGCCAGGACCACCAGCAGGACAGCUCUAUCGGAUCCCAGCAGUCGACUCUCUACAUCUCCACCCCCUCCAGCUAUCGUAGUUCCACUGUUGGAAAUGGGCUUCUCGCUCAGACAAAUCAUGAAAGCUUUGGAAGCGACAGGUGCUUGUGGUGAGGCAGAUGCUCAGAACAUCACUGUACUUGCGAUGUGGAUGAUCGACCACCCGGGGACAGCAAACUCUGAAGAGUCUUCAGACCCCUGUUCUGGGGCUGCAGGAGGGGGCAAGAGCAUAGAGAGGAGCUACCUGCGCUCCCCGGAAGACAUCCCCAAUGCUGAUGCUGCAGAGUUGGAGGAGGGAUUCAGUGAGAGUCCUGAAGGACUUGAUCAAGGUUCAGCCUCUGCCUCGGCUGAUCCCACUCACAGGGGACGCUCUGCAGCCAGCAGGAAGCACCGCUUUGACCUUGCUGCACGCACUUUACUAGCUCGUGCAGCUGGAUUGUACCGCUCAGUACAGGCACAUCGAACUCAAGCCCAUCGAGAAGGCUCCGGGCUGCAGCAGGAGUCUGGGCCUCUGGGAGCGCUGUACGACUUCAAUCUGGAUGAAGAGCUGGAACUGGAGCUGGAUCAGGAGGCCAUGGAGGCCAUGUUCACCCAGGAGCUGGCAUCUGACUCCGACAUUCUGGGAAUGUGGAUCCCAGAGGUAUUGGACUGGCCAACAUGGCACGUGUGCGAGUCGGAGGACCGUGAUGAGAUGGUUGUGUGCGAGCUGUGCGGGGUGAGCGUGUCCAGUUUUAACCAGCACAUGAAGAAGAGCCACCCGGGCUGUGGUCGGAGUGCCAAUCGCCAGGGUUACCGCAGUAAUGGAUCUUAUGUGGACGGCUGGUUUGGAGGAGAGUGUGGAAGCGGGAAUCCCUAUUACCUGCUCUGUGGCAGUUGCAGAGAGAAAUACCUCAACAUGAAGAGCAAGAUCAAAGGACCACUGCCAGAAAGGUAUAAAGGUCAAGCUCCAGACCUGUUGGGAAAGCAAGACAGUGUGUAUGAAGAGGACUGGGACAUGUUAGAUGUAGAUGAUGCAGAGCGUCUGACAGGUGAGGAGGAGUUUGAGAUGCUUUCUGCUCCGCUGGGUCUCGGUGAACACAGACCCGUCCCGGAGGCCGUCCAUUUUCCUGACACUGACCCCCUCGGAGCAUCUGUUGCCAUGGUCACAGCCACCAACAGCAUGGAGGAAACUCUUUUGCAGAUAGGUUGCCAGAGUUCAGUUGAUAAGAGCUCAUCAGGUCGAUUGUCUCUGGGGGAGCAGGCGGCAGGUCUGCAGACAUCUGCUGAUCGCCUGGUAGCUCUGAAGAGAGUCACUGCAGCUGCACAAGUCCUGUUGGCCAGAACGAUGGUCAUGAGAGCACUGUCCCUGCUCUCAGUAAGUGGUUCGAGUUGCAGUCUGGCUGCAGGAUUGGAGUCUCUAGGCUUAACAGACAUCAGGACUCUGGUACGUCUGAUGUGUUUGGCUGCAGCAGGUAGAGCUGGACUAUCUACAGGUCUUGCAUUAGGCCCUGGAUCCUCUGAACGGCCACGAGGGGCCAACAAGCCCACCAAACCCAUCUCCUGUUUGGCAUACCUCAGCACUGCUGUGGGCUGCCUGGCAUCGAAUAGCCCCAGUGCUGCCAAACUACUGGUUCAACUGUGCACUCAGAAUCUGAUAUCAGCUGCCACUGGGAUGAAUCUGACCACAGUGGAUGAUCCCAUCCAGAGGAAAUUCCUGCCAAGUUUCCUGAGGGGUGUGGCAGAAGAGAACAAGCUGGUGACAUCACCCAAUUUUGUGGUGACCCAGGCACUGGUGGCCCUGCUUGCUGAUAAAGGUGCAAGGCUUCGACACGGCUACGACAAGGCCGAACUGGAAAAGAGAGGGUUAAUAUCGCCUCUCUAUGCACACCUUUCCUGUGCCCCCCUUGCUGUAGGCCCAUUGGAGCUGGCAAAUGCUCUGGCGGCGUGCUGCCUCUCAUCUCGACUCUCGUCGCAGCACCGCCAAUGGGCCGCGCAGCAGCUGGUGCGCACACUGGCUGCUCAUGACCGAGACAACCAGAGCCGCCCACAGACAUUUGCAGACGUGGCAGGAGACCUGCGAAAGUGGUCCACUUUCAGACUUGAGGCUCACCAGAGCCAGGUGAUCACAUGCGGGUGGUGUAGUAAAAAAGGCCUCCUGGCCACCAGCGGGAAUGACGGAACAGUCCGUGUUUGGAACGUCAGCAAAAACCAGUACACUCUGCAGCAGACAUGUGUCUUUAACAAAGCAGAUGACACCUCAGAGGAGUGUAUGAGUAAUAUGGGCUCACCAGGUGAUCCGAGCCUUGCUCCAGUGGCCUGGAGUGUCAGUGGGAAGUACUUUGCUGCUGCCAUGGAGAAAAUAGUGAACAUCUGGCAAGUCAAUGGUGGGAAGGCCUCUUUUGACCUGCAACCCCAUUUGGUGUCGUCGUUAGCUUGGCCGGAAGAGGAGACGGGGUCUCUGUGGGGCGGGGAGCCUCGAGAGCUACUAUUGGUGGGUCGCAUGGAUGGAACACUGGGCCUUCUUGAAGUCCUGGAUGAUUCUGACAUGCAGAGAAUUGAACUUCAACACUGCUACAGGAAAGACGUGGCCGUGAUUCAAAUUGCAUGGUACAGUGAGGACCGCCCCUUUGCUGUUGGAUAUGCUGAUGGAAGGCUUCUGAUUGGCUCUAAAGAGCCUUUAGAAAAAGGAUCUGUGGUGGUUAUUGAUGCCCACAAGGAAAGCAUCAUUUCAUUGCGCUGGGCUCCAGGUGGGCAAGUGCUGAUAAGCUGUGCCAAAGAGGAGAUUAUUCGACUAUGGUCCGGAUUGGGGACAGAGUUGGGCCAAAGUUGGACGUGUCUGCAGAGUAUCACCCACCCUGCUGUUGUUAAUGCUGUUGCCUGGUGCAACCUGCCUGGUCAAGGACCCAAACCUCUCAACAUGUUUGCCACAUGUUGUCAGAACGGUCUGGUAUCUGUGUGGAUGGUACCACAGGACCCCUCAUCAUACUCUCAGUCCAGCACUGCCUGCCCUGAUGCAUGGUGGGAAUCAGAAUCCAAGUCAAAACUGAUGCUGGACCCACAGCGGUGUGAAGGAGCAAUGUGUGUGCUCCAGCUGCGGGGUCAUAUGACUCCUGUUCGAACAGUAGCUUUUAGUCCAGAUGGGUUGGCUCUGGUGUCUGGGGGUGUUGGCGGACUUUUGAACAUCUGGUCUUUGCGGGAUGGAUCAGUGCUGCAAACAGUAGUUGCUGGAUCAGGAGCUAUUCACAACACCGUUUGGAUUCCUGACGUGGGUGUGGCAGUCUGCUCCAACCGCUCAAAGGAUGUGCUGGUUGUUAAUUGCUCAGCAGAGUUCAUGGCAACCAGUCAUGUGUUAGCAACCUGCCGAACAGCGCUGAAGAAACAGGGUGUUAUGGGACUGAACAUGGCACCAUGCAUGAGGGCUUUCCUGGAGAGACUUCCCAUCAUGCUUCAGGAGCAAUAUGUAUAUGAGAAGCCUCACGUGGUUUGCGGAGAACAGCUCAUCCACAGUCCUUACAUGCAGUGUCUUGCGUCUUUGGCGGUGGGUCUGCAGCUGGAUGCUCUGCUGUGUCACCCUCCUGUCCCACUCCACCUGGCCCACUGCCCACCUGAGCCUGGCUCCUCCUCUUCACCCUCCCCUGGCUCCUGGGCCAGCAGUGAGUGGGCAUGGCUCCAAUGCUUCACCACCACUGUCAAAACAGCCGAGGCUCUCGCACGUGGACAUACCUUCCCCGAGUCUUUCAUAGUUCCAGACCUGGAGCCCGUAGCCAAGGACAAAUUGGCACUGCUUAUGGAUAACAGCAAGUGGAUGUCUGGGAUGGAUGAACAGAUCAUGUCUUGGGCCACGUCCAGACCAGAGGACUGGCACCUAGGAGGGAAGUGUGAUGUGUUUUUAUGGGGUGCUGGCAGGCACGGGCAGCUCGCUGAGGCCGGACGCAACAUUCUGGUGCCAACUCUUGCUCCCUCAUUUUCUCAGGCCCAACAUGUUGAUUGUGGGCAGAACUGCACAUUUGUGAUCCAGGCAAAUGGAACGGUGUCUGCAUGUGGAGAGGGCAGUUACGGCCGCCUCGGACAAGGAAAUUCAGAUGAUCUGCAUGUCCUCACUGUCAUAUCUGCUCUGCAAGGAUUUGUGGUGACUCAGCUUGUAACAUCAUGUGGGUCUGAUGGCCAUUCGAUGGCUCUGACUGAAAGUGGAGAGGUGUUCAGCUGGGGAGAUGGAGAUUAUGGAAAACUGGGACACGGCAACAGUGACAGACAACGCAGACCCCGGCAGAUAGAGGCACUGCAGGGGGAGGAGGUGGUGCAGAUGUCAUGUGGCUUUAAGCACUCAGCGGUGGUGACUGCAGAUGGAAAGCUCUUCUCCUUUGGUAAUGGAGACUAUGGCAGACUGGGGCUUGGAAACACCUCUAACAAAAAGCUGCCAGAGAGAGUCAGUGCUCUUGAGGGUCACCAUGUCGGCCAGGUUGCAUGUGGGCUGAAUCACACUCUGGCAGUAUCGUCUGAUGGAAUGACGGUUUGGGCAUUUGGAGAUGGAGACUAUGGCAAACUGGGUCUGGGAAACUCUACAGCCAAAUCAUCUCCACAGAAAGUGGAUGUUUUGUGUGGAAUUGGAAUAAAGAAGGUGGCGUGUGGGACACAGUUCUCCGUUGCUUUAACUAAAGAUGGAAACGUCUACACGUUUGGCCAGGAUCGUUUAAUUGGUCUGCCAGAGGGCCGAGCACGAAAUCAUAACCGGCCUCAGCAGGUCCCUGCUCUUAUGGGCAUGUUCAUGGAGGAUGUGGCUGUUGGGGCAGAGCAUACGCUUGCACUCUCAUCAAAUGGAGAUGUUUACGCCUGGGGGAGCAACUCAGAGGGUCAGUUGGGCUUGGGCCACACCAACCAUGUCAGAGAGCCGACCCUCAUCAGUGCUUUACAAGGCAAAAACAUCAAGCAGAUCUCUGCAGGUCGCUGCCACAGUGCCGCAUGGACUGCACCACCUGUACCACCACGUGCUCCAGGUUCAUCAGUGCCUCUGCAGCUUGGCUUGCCCGUGUGUGUGCCUCCUCAGUACAGUGCCCUAAGAGAGGUCAGUAUGGAGGCUCUGAGAGCCAGACUACGCCUUCUCUACCAUUUCUCUGACCUCAUGUACUCUUCAUGGAGACUGCUCAACCUCAGCCCCAACAACCAGAGCUGCACAUCGCGCUAUAAUGCUGGAACAUGGGGUAUUGUUCAAGGACAGCUGAGGCACCUGCUGGCCCCUAGAGUUUACACAUUGCCCAUGGUGCGCUCCAUCGGUAAAACCAUGGUGCAAGGGAAGAAUUACGGCCCACAAAUCACAGUCAAAAGAAUCUCCACACGAGGGAGAAAGUGUAAACCCAUCUUUGUGCAGAUCGCUAGACAGGUUGUAAAAUUGAAUGCAUCUGACUUGAGGCUGCCAUCGCGAGCCUGGAAAGUCAAGCUGGUGGGUGAGGGAGCAGAUGAUGCAGGAGGGGUGUUUGACGACACAAUCACAGAGAUGUGCCAGGAGUUAGAGACAGGAGUGGUGGAACUUCUUAUCCCUUCCCCCAAUGCUGCUGCUGAGGUGGGCUACAACAGAGACAGGUUCUUGCUGAACCCCUCAGCCUGUCUGGAAGAGCACUUACUGCAGUUUAAGUUUUUGGGAAUUCUGAUGGGAGUGGCCAUCCGCACUAAGAAGCCUCUAGAUCUGCACCUGGCUCCAAUGGUGUGGAAGCAGCUGUGCUGUAUUCCUCUCACCCUUGAGGACCUGGAGGAGGUGGACCUGCUCUGUGUGCAGACCCUCAACAGCAUCCUGCACCUGGAGGACAGCGGCAUCACCGAACAGAACUUUUAUGAGAUGAUUCCCCUUGAUUCAUUUGUCGGUCAAAGUGCUGAUGGAAAAAUGGUUCCCAUCAUCCCAGGAGGAAACAGCAUACCACUGACCUUUUCCAAUAGGAAGGAGUAUGUAGAGCAUGCCAUUGAGUAUCGCCUCCAUGAAAUGGAUCGGCAGGUGGCGGCAGUUCGAGAGGGCAUGUCCUGGAUAGUUCCUGUUCCGUUGCUCUCUCUACUUACAGCUCGACAGCUGGAGCAGAUGGUGUGCGGGCUGCCAGAGAUCAGCGUGGAGGUUCUGAAGAAGGUGGUUCGCUACAGGGAGGUGGAUGAGCAGCAGCAGCUGGUGCAGUGGUUCUGGCAAACGCUAGAGGAGUUCUCCAAUGAGGAGAGAGUGCUCUUCAUGCGCUUCGUCUCUGGACGCUCUCGUCUGCCGGCCAACACUGCAGACAUCUCCCAGCGGUUCCAGAUCAUGAAGGUGGACAGGCCAUAUGACAGUCUUCCCACCUCUCAGACGUGCUUCUUCCAGCUCCGCCUCCCACCUUACUCUAGCCAAUCAGUAAUGGCCGAGCGGCUGCGUUAUGCUAUUAAUAACUGCCGUUCUAUUGAUAUGGACAACUACAUGCUGUCCCGCAAUGUGGACAAUGCAGAGGGGUCGGACACAGAUUAUUGACACAAUUAACACAGUGUAUAUGCUGUGUUGGACUGUUUAGGAUUUGGUACAGGCUUUUAUUAUUUUUAUGAUUAAACACAAUCCAGUGUUUUUAUUUUCACCAUUCAUCAUUUUGUUUCUUAGCAGUUAAACUGAACUUGGAUGGGCCACACAAUCUGUUCACACACACACACACACACACACACACACACAUGUAUAUUCCUUCUAUUCUCUGAAGCUCAGUCUUUUUCCACUAUCCAUUUUUUGGCUCUGCCUCUUUUUCAGGAUAUUCUGCAUGAAAUUAUGUUGUUUAAAAAUGUAUAGAAUGAUUUAAAAAACAAUAUUGCACAUUGUGUAUAAUGCUUCAUUAGGAAAUUGUUUUACUUGAGUAUCUGUAUUUAUUUGAAUUUUUUGAACCGCAUUCACCAGGUUUCUUAUGGCAGAGAUGCAAUAAAUGUUUCAA